Messenger RNA from Zasmidium cellare ATCC 36951, 510 nucleotides. RefSeq lists its product as uncharacterized. The record is from RefSeq and is a predicted model, not a curated record. Gene Ontology annotation, molecular function: carbon-sulfur lyase activity. NCBI's taxonomy places the organism in Eukaryota, Fungi, Ascomycota, Dothideomycetes, Mycosphaerellales, Mycosphaerellaceae. The transcript has 2 exons. Bases 1 to 510 code for a protein of 169 amino acids.
AUGCCGAAAGAACCUACGGGUGACCCAAAGCAGCACGAUACCUCCAAGUUCAAGGAUGGCAUGUCAGGAACUUGUCUGUGCGGCAGUGUUACCGUCCACAUCAAGGACGGCGAGCUGUUUGACAAGCCCCAAGGCCAUCUCUGUCAUUGUGCAAACUGCCGCAAGGUUGCUGGAUCGUUUGUUGCCUCCAACCUGUUGCUCGAUCAAGAGAAGGUCACGAUUGAAGACAAAAAUGGGACGUUGAAGACAUACACAGACCGCGAGACGUUGAGCGGAAAUCCAGUAUACCGAACGUUCUGUUCGGAGGAUGGGAAUCCCAUCAAGUCUGAAACCGAAUUGUACCCUGGCAAAGUCAUCCUCAAGAUGGGCAUAUUCCCACGAAUCCCGACCCCGGUCGCAGAAGCAUUCGGCCUACACAAACACGACUGGCAAGGCUCGCAUCAGGGCAUCGACACAUAUGAGAUCAAGUGGGCAGGACCUGAUAAGAAGCUCAUGGAAUCCGGCUCAUAG